UGAUCCCCCGUGUAAGAGUGAGGUGGAGGAGGACAUUCCAGGAGAUGUCACCACAGAAAAUCCCGUAUUACCGGAUAAUAAAGCAGAAGAUGACGAUAUAAUGCAGCACCCUUCAGGAGAAAACUUUAAUGUGCUUCCAGGACUUCAUAGUACAGACCUAUCGUAUAAUCCCCCUAAUCAUGAGGAACCUUCUCCUAGCGAGUCACAAAGUGUUACUACAAGUACAGGUCAGAAAGUGCUUCGGCGUGGGAAACGGUUCAGAAAAAGCUCAGUUCUUUCUACAGACAGUAGAAUUCACACAAGAGAGAAAUCAUAUUCAUGUUCAGAAAGUGGGAAAUGUUUCAUAGAAAAAUCAGUUCUUAGUAGACAUAAGAAAAUUCACGUGGGAGAGAAGUCGUAUUCAUGUUUAACAUGUGGGAAAUGUUUUACACAGAAAUCAGAUCUUGUUACACAUGAAAGAAUUCACACCGGAACAAAACCAUAUCCAUGUUCAGAAUGUGGAAAAUGUUUCAGACAAACAUCAAGUCUUGGUAGACAUAAGAGAAUUCACACAGGAGAGAAGCCAUAUUCCUGUUCAGAAUGUGGGAAAUGUUUUAGAGUUAAAUCAAAUCUUAAUGAACAUGAGAGAAUUCACACCGGAGCAAAACCAUAUUCAUGUUCAGAAUGUGGGGAAUGUUUUAAAGAUAAACCACAUCUUAGUAAACAUGAGAGAAUUCACACCGGAGCAAAACCAUAUUCAUGUUCGGAAUGUGGGAAAUGUUUCACAGAAAAAUCAAGUCUUGUUAUUCAUACGAGAAUUCACACAGGAGAGAAACCAUAUUCCUGUUCAGAAUGUGGGAAAUGUUUUAUACGGAAAUCAAUUCUUGUUAGACAUGAGAAAAUUCACACAGGAGAAAAGCCAUAUUCCUGUUCAGAAUGUGGGAAAUGUUUUAUAACUAAAUCACAUCUUGAUACACAUAAGAUAAUUCACACUUGCGCAAAACCAUAUUCGUGUUCAGAAUGUGGGAAAAGUUUUAGAAAUAAAUCCUAUCUUAGUAUACAUGAGAGAAUUCACACCGGCGCAAAACCAUAUUCAUGUUCAGAAUGUGGGAUGUGUUUUACACAAAAAUCACAUCUCGUUAAACACCAUAGACGUCACACAGAAGGGAAACCAUUUUCUAAAUAAGGUUUAUUUUUUUGGUUGUAAUUAACCUGGCUCUCCCAGACAAUAUAAGAGAGAGAGAGAGAAAGUGUGAGGGUCAGACCGAUCUGUUGGAAAGGGGUUCCACUAGAUCUGAAAGACUUGAGGCGCCUCGGGUUUAUAGGAGCGGAAAUGGAGAGAAGGUUGGGUGUUGAAUACUAAAGGCUGCUCCGGGUAUAGUCAGGUCGACAAGAUGUCUGCCUGUAGAGAAUACAGUAGUGAGCCAAGUAAGGGGACUGGUGGGUAGAGAUACCCUUCAGAUCUCGCCUAUUUGGAAUAUACCCUUUUGAGCGCCAAUAGUGGUUGAUUGUUACUGAUUGGUAUUUGGGCUUUGUGUUGGUAU
Bufo gargarizans (Asiatic toad) is the source of this 1523-nucleotide messenger RNA. Its product is annotated as gastrula zinc finger protein XlCGF17.1-like. Gene Ontology annotation, molecular function: RNA polymerase II transcription regulatory region sequence-specific DNA binding; DNA-binding transcription factor activity, RNA polymerase II-specific. The transcript is spliced from 2 exons. Gene Ontology annotation, cellular component: nucleus. The coding region runs from base 101 to 1165 and encodes 354 amino acids. The record is from RefSeq and is a predicted model, not a curated record. Gene Ontology annotation, biological process: regulation of transcription by RNA polymerase II. Lineage: Eukaryota; Metazoa; Chordata; Amphibia; Anura; Bufonidae.